GCGGCCACACUGCUAUCGUACCGACCCGACGAAAUUAUGCGUACGCUCCGCUUUUUUUUUAUUUAUUUUUUCGUAAUCCAAACGCCCUGCCGCCCAUAAAAUAAUGAAAAAUCGCACAAACCCGGAAAAGUGCCAAGUUAAAUGUUCGCUGUGUAUUGUGAGUGCGAACGAAAGCGAGAAUUAAAAUGAAAUUGCAGGCGACGCCGAAAUAAAAAACAAAAAAAAAACGUUGCAGCAACAACGUGCGUGCGUGUGUCGAGUGUGUGUGUGUUGGUAUAUGCUAAGAGCAAAGAGAGCGAGUGAGAGGGCGAUAGAAGGCAGAAGAAGCAUCAGCGGAAAAGAGAACGAAGAAAGGUGGGGAAAAACGAAAAAGGCGAACGAAAAACGCACACGAAAAUGAAAAUUGUUGUAUGAAAAAAACAGGGGAAAGUCAACGAUCUAGGUAUAUGACUUUAUAAAAUGCGAGUGUGUCUGUUGUCUUUUUAACAAUGGAAAAUGUGUGUUUUUUUUAAUGUGAAAACCCAGUGAGAGUUAUUUUUUAAAGUGUGUCUAAUUUGGUAAUUUUUUUUUUAAUUUCCAAAAACAGCAGCCGCUUCAAAAGCCAGAACUUUGAAAAGUCGAAGCUGAAAUUUUUCCCGAUUUUCCGUUUCCCGCGAAUCUAAAACCCGCGCUGCCGGCGUCGCUGCCUCUGCCGACGUCUUCGUCGACGCCGCCGUCGCCGAUCCCGUUUUCACUCGUCGCCGCUUCAUCCCGCCAUCUCGCUCUGUUCCCGCCCCCUCUCUCUGCCCCGCCCCCCGCGCCUUUCUGUCCGCCCCCGCCCCUCCCCCUUAGAGAGAGAGAGAGAGAAAGCCAAGCCAAGAAACGUCAUCAAGCGGCAACAACAACAAUCACCACAAAAAAAGCAACAUCAGGCGACAACAACAAAACGCAUUUCAUUGCCAAGAGAAAAAAAACGGUCAACGACAUUGCAACAGCAACAUUAGCAAAAGAAACAGCAACAACACCACUGCAACAUUGGCCAAGAGCAACAACAACAAAACAGCAAUAAAGAAAGACUGCAACAACAACAACUGAAACAACAAAAACAAUAGUAACAACAACAAGCGUACCAACAAAUAGGAAAAUAGGAAAAUGCCCAAAUGCGAUGUGAAAACGCGCUACAUUCCUGCGACUUUCGCCUGGAUUGUGCUGCUUUUGACCACAUUUCUCUUCUUCUUCUAUCCCUGCCAGUACUACGUGAAGAGCCAUCCAUGGGUGCUGGCCUACCAGGGCGUGAUCACAUUCUUCGUGCUGGCCAACUUCACGCUGGCCACCUUCAUGGACCCGGGCAUCAUCCCCAAAGCCUCGCCCGACGAAGACUGCGAGGAGGAGCUGCGCGCCCCGCUUUACAAGAAUGCCGAGAUCAACGGCAUCACCGUCAAGAUGAAAUGGUGCGUCACCUGUAAGUUCUACCGCCCGCCACGCUGCUCCCACUGUUCCGUCUGCAAUCACUGCAUAGAGACCUUCGAUCACCACUGUCCGUGGGUCAACAACUGCAUCGGCAGGCGGAAUUACAGAUUCUUUUUCUUCUUCCUCGUAUCGCUCUCCAUUCACAUGCUGAGUAUUUUCUCGCUGUGCCUGGUCUACGUGCUGAAGAUAAUGCCAAACAUCAAGGACACGGCGCCCAUUGUCGCCAUAAUCCUGAUGGGCCUGGUGACCAUUUUGGCCAUCCCUAUUUUCGGUUUGACCGGCUUCCACAUGGUGCUGGUGUCGCGGGGUCGAACGACCAACGAACAGGUCACCGGAAAGUUCAAGGGCGGCUACAAUCCGUUCUCGCGCGGCUGCUGGCACAAUUGCUGCUACACACAGUUCGGACCUCAGUACCCCAGCUUACUGAACCCGAAGAAGUACGCCUCACGGCGAUCGCAGGUGCAGAACCAGGCGAUCAGCACCAUUUGCAACGACAGGAGCGGCCAGCAGACGGGCGCCGGGGGCGGGGCCGGCGGCAAUGGGACCGCUGCAGCGGCCGGCGGUGGAGCGGGCGGCGGGGGCGGUAUGCGCGGCACUGCGGUGCAGUACUCACCACGCUCCUUCUACGACGCGAGUCGCGAGAAGCGCGGAAUACAGGUAAAGACUUAUAUGGCCGAGGGCAAUGGUUAUAAUCAACGGUCGGGCAGCACAACGCUUUACAGUAAGCUUUCGCCUGGACGGGAGUGUUCCGAUACCGACCUGGAGCCACCACCUGCAUCCCAGAGUCAGGACUGCGAACCGACGCCGCCGCUGCAGCGGCACAACUCCAGCAGUUUCUACCUGCCGCAGGUGAGCGACGCCGGCGGUCUGAACGGAAGCGUUUCCACGGGCGGCGGCGGAGGAGGAGGAGGUGGGGGCGGAGGUGAUUCACCGCGUCACAUGCGUCUCUACCAUCCGCGUCACAGUCCGCACGCGAGGCCCAGGGGCCUGGAUCCGCAGCGAGGCUAUACGAGUGACGCCCUAUCGCCGGACCAUCCCGUGGGCUAUGGCGUGGGCGUGGGCGUGGGCGUCAACGGACCGCAGCAGCAACAGCAGCAGGCGCUGGCGGCGGCAGCGGCGGCGGCGGCGGUGGCAGCACAAAAUCAACGUAGCGCGGCGACCACGGCCACGCCCACCAUGCAGCAGCGGAUCAAGCCGCUGGGCGUGGCCACGCCCCUCGUAAUGGCGAGUCCAGUGCGAAGAUCUAAUCCGGGCACGCCCACUCAGCCGAGACGCCCCGAUUUCAUCGGACUGAACGCCCAGGCGGUGGCGCAACAGCAGCAGCAACAACAACAACAAGCAGCUGCGGCUGCGGCAGCAGCGGCCUAUUAUGAGUACACCAGCGGUCUGCCGCCACAACAUCCGCAGGCUCCCAGCAUCCAGCAGCAGCAACAACAACUGCUCCUCCAGCAGCAGCGCGUCCUCAUGCAGCACCAACAACAGCAGCAGGCUCUGCAGCAGCAGCAACAGCAGCAGGCGGCGGUGCAUGCGGCGCAUCCGCAGCACGCCGCACUGGCGCAGGCGGCCUACGGUGGCAGUCCGCAGCGGCGCUUCCUCUCCGAGGGCGAACUGGUGCGCCAAGGGGCCGGAGGAGGCGUGGCAGGCGGAGAGCUGUCCUACGCGCGGUCCAACAACACGGUGGAUAAUAUACGGGAGCUGGCCGGCAGUCCGCAGCGCGGCGUUUACAUGUGGAAGGACACGUCGCCGGGAUUCACCAGUUCCGUGGGACAGCAGCAGCAGGGACAGCAGGUGGUGAGCAGCGGGAUCGGCAGCAGUGCGGGCACGCUGUCCAGCAGCGGAGCCUCCGUCGGGGUGAUGCCGCAUUCCCAGUACAUUACGGCGGGCGGCGGAGCCCAUCCGCUGAUCAUGACGCACUCGCGACUCCAGGACUACGCCAUCCAGCAGCAGCAACAGCAGCAGCAGCAACAACAGGCGGCGGCGGCAGCGGCAGCAGCCUCAUAUCAUCGCUCCAAUCCGACGAGUCCCACCACCAUGCCACAGGUGUCCGGAGCUGGCCAGGGCUAUAUACUGCGCUACGGAGGCGGCGGAGCGGGUGGAGCAGCCGGCAGCAGUGGCAGUUUGGCCAGCGUGACGGCCAGCAAUCCAGCCACCGGAGGCGGAGGCUAUCAGCCGGCACUGCGCGGCGGCGUAGCCGUGUUUCCACCCAAUCCGCUGGGUAAUCCGGGCGUGGGUAACAUGCAGACGCAGCCCUCGCCGCAGAUCAAGAGGAAGCAGACGCCCACGCGGCCCAUGAGCUUUGUGCGAGCACUGGAGAUGGCCGACUCCAUGGAGAUGCAGUCGAUGGAACAGCAGCAGAACGGCGGAAUCCCCGGCAGCGGAGCGGUGGGAAACAAUCAGCAGACGGGCGCCGGCGGCGGUGGUCACCUGAUGCAGGGCAACGCCUCCAACUCGGGCACUCCGGAUAGGGCCAGCAUCUACGACAUGAACUACGAGAUCUCCGUAUAACCCGUGGUGGUGCCCGUGCUUCUGAUGCCACCCGCCAGCCAAGCUCCAGGGUCGGUAGUCGCUGCUCCAGCUGCUGCAGUUGCUCCAAUUGCCAUCGCUACCGCUCCGCAGCCGGGGC
Messenger RNA from Drosophila rhopaloa, 4072 nucleotides. It is a transcript of the gene Zdhhc8, whose product is annotated as palmitoyltransferase ZDHHC5-A. Gene Ontology annotation, biological process: protein palmitoylation. Bases 1132 to 3954 code for a protein of 940 amino acids. Lineage: Eukaryota; Metazoa; Arthropoda; Insecta; Diptera; Drosophilidae. The transcript has 11 exons. Gene Ontology annotation, molecular function: palmitoyltransferase activity. The record is from RefSeq and is a predicted model, not a curated record.